CCGCCAAUGCCUCGCAUACUCUACGUCUCCGGUUUCCAUCCUUCGACACGCGCCCGCGACCUGGCCUAUGAAUUCGAAAGGUUUGGGCGCCUCAUUCGUUGUGACGUCCCCGCACCUCGAGGCAGCUCUGGUCGUACCCCAUAUGCUUUCAUUGAGUUCCGAGAUGAAAGGGAUGCAGAGGACGCGUAUUAUGAAAUGCACAAUCGAAUUUUCGAGGGCGAACGACUGAGCGUCCAAUGGGCGAAGAAUCCUCCUUCAGCAAUCUGGAGACACGAAAGACGCCGUUCGCCGCCCCCUCGCCGUCGCGAUCAUUCUCCUCGAGGUGAUUACCGCCGGAGUGACCGACGUCGCUCCCGAAGCCCCGACCGUAAUAAUACUAAGCGCAGGAGUCGAAGCCGCAGUCCCAUCGAUGAAAAGCGCAGGCGAAGCGCAAGCCCCGACCGCAAUCGUGACCGUGACCGUGAAGGUGGAAGAACUCCUCCUCGACCUGCUCGUGACGAUCUCGAGUCAGGCCGCGACCGUGAGCGCCCUCAGACCCCUCCGUUUGAU
This is a messenger RNA of Cantharellus anzutake, 549 nucleotides long. RefSeq lists its product as uncharacterized. Gene Ontology annotation, biological process: mRNA splicing, via spliceosome. NCBI's taxonomy places the organism in Eukaryota, Fungi, Basidiomycota, Agaricomycetes, Cantharellales, Hydnaceae. The record is from RefSeq and is a predicted model, not a curated record. Gene Ontology annotation, molecular function: RNA binding. The annotation marks the transcript as partial. Gene Ontology annotation, cellular component: nuclear speck. The transcript has 5 exons.